AUGGCACCAGCAGUCAAGAAUGCCCGUGAUCACGCCAAGGAAUCCCAAUAUGGGUUCGUGUACGGAGUUUCUGGUCCUGGUAAGGAUUUUGUUGAUUGCUUUAUGUCUUUAGGUAUCUGUCUAAAGGUUUUUUGAACUUUGGGAAAUCCGCAUGAGCUCCUGCAGCAGUGAUUUUAUAUUAUACCAGAGACACGAACGGUUUUGAAAAUAAUUGUUGGUUCUCAUGGUUUAUCCUUUGUUACUUUGAGAUUCUUAGAACCUUUGAUUGGUGUCCUUGCUGUGUUAUAUGAAAACUGACUAAAAACCUUUUAUUUUGGGCGAGUUUCAAGUCCUGUUAUACUAGGCAAGGUGAUCAAAAAUAUUUCUGGUCGGCAUAACCGAAAGAACUGAAAGCCCAUAAAUUUUUGUGUGUAAGUAAGAUAGAAUUCCUCCCGGCUGAAGUUUAUUUAUUUAUUUUUAUUUAUGCCUUUAGAAAAUUUUUAUGUUAUACAUGGUUCUUGAUGUACAAUUUCUGUUUUUAGUCGUAACAGCCGAGAAGAUGGGUGGAGCUGCUAUGUACGAGCUGGUCCGUGUCGGUCACUCCGAAUUGGUCGGUGAAAUUAUCCGUUUGGAAGGUGAUAUGGCGACCAUUCAAGUAUACGAAGAAACUUGUAAGUACAAUAUAUUUUUUGCUUGUUUUUGCUUUUAGUGAGGUAACCUUGGGCUAAAUACUGUGUGUUUUAGCUGCUGUGACCAUCGGAGAUCCAGUGCUUCGUACUGGAAAGCCUUUGUCUGUUGAGUUGGGUCCCGGUAUUAUGGGAAGCAUUUUCGACGGUAUUCAACGUCCGCUGAAAGACAUCAACGACUUGACCGACUCCAUCUACAUCCCGAAGGGAGUCAACGUCAAUGCUUUGAGUCGCGAACAGCGUUGGGACUACGAGCCUAGCAAGGACAUCCGAGUUGGUGGCCAUGUUGCUGGUGGUGAUAUUAUUGGUAUUGUCCACGAAUCCGUCUUGAUCAAGCACAGAAUCAUGGUCCCAUCCAAUGCUUGCGGUACCGUGACCUAUGUUGCUCCUGCUGGCCAAUACACCGUCAAUGUAAGAUAUUUUUUUGAAUUUUUUUCGCUUUAGGUUGAUGGAUAAUAUAAAAAAGGGCGAUUUGAGAGGAUGAGAUGGCUCUAAUUGCUCCAUUUUUGCAGGAUGUAAUCCUUGAGGUUGAGUUCUCUGGAGACAAAUUCAAAUUUGGUAUGUUACAAGUGUGGCCCGUCCGUCAGCCACGUCCAGUCACCGAGAAGUUGGCCGCCAACUACCCACUGCUCUGUGGACAACGUGUUUUGGACGCCUUGUUCCCUUGCGUGCAAGGAGGUACUACCGCUAUUCCCGGUGCUUUCGGUUGCGGAAAGACUGUCAUCUCCCAGUCUUUGUCCAAAUACUCCAACUCCGAUGCUAUCAUCUACGUCGGUUGCGGUGAGCGUGGUAACGAGAUGAGUGAAGUAUUGAGAGAUUUCCCAGAAGUAAGCAGCUUUUCUAUUUGCUUUUUUUUGGUUUUUAGGUGAAGACGAUAUCAGUUUUGUCAUGUGGAAUAUAAUGAUGUCAUGUGCAAUAUACAAAGUUGCUAAAAUUCAUGUUUUAGCUGACCAUGGAAGUCGACGGAGUCACCACAUCCAUCAUGAAGCGUACCGCUCUUGUCGCCAACACCUCCAACAUGCCUGUAGCUGCUCGUGAAGCCUCCAUCUACACUGGUAUCACUUUGGCCGAGUACUUCCGUGACAUGGGUCUGAACGUGGCCAUGAUGGCCGACUCCACCUCGCGUUGGGCCGAGGCUCUGAGAGAAAUCUCCGGACGUUUGGGAGAGAUGCCUGCCGAUUCGGGUUACCCCGCCUAUCUGGCUGCGCGUCUGGCCAGUUUCUACGAACGUGCUGGUAAAGUGAAGUGUUUGGGAUCUCCGGAACGUGAGGGUUCGGUCACCAUUGUUGGAGCGUAAGUAAUAUUUUGAAAAAAAAAUUAUUUUUUGAUAUCUUUUUUCAUGGAUAAUAUAAAAUUUUCAGUGUCUCCCCACCUGGUGGUGACUUCGCCGAUCCCGUCACCUCCGCCACUCUCGGUAUUGUCCAAGUGUUCUGGGGGUUGGACAAGAAACUUGCCCAGCGCAAACAUUUCCCAUCUAUUAACUGGCUGAUUUCUUACAGGUAA
Messenger RNA from Bursaphelenchus xylophilus (pine wood nematode), 2168 nucleotides. NCBI's taxonomy places the organism in Eukaryota, Metazoa, Nematoda, Chromadorea, Rhabditida, Aphelenchoididae. The record is from the annotation of a GenBank genome assembly.